UCAGGUGAUGGCACGGUCUCUUCCAUUAGACAAGCACAAACUGGUGAGCAACUUGAGACUGCUCCGGGAGGUGGUUUCUGUGACAGGUGACGGGACCAAUGAUGCACCUGCAUUGCAUGAGUCUGAUAUAGGACUUGCUAUGGGAAUUGCAGGAACAGAGGUUGCAAAGGGAAACGCCGAUGUCAUCAUUUUAGAUGACAAUUUCAGCACCAUUGUGAAUGUAGUCAAAUGGGGGAGAGCUGUCUACGUAAACAUCAAAAAUUUGUUCAGUUCCAGUUGACGGUCAACAUCGUCGCCCUC
Messenger RNA from Spinacia oleracea (spinach), 300 nucleotides. Its product is annotated as putative calcium-transporting ATPase 11, plasma membrane-type. Bases 8 to 280 code for a protein of 90 amino acids. The record is from RefSeq and is a predicted model, not a curated record. Lineage: Eukaryota; Viridiplantae; Streptophyta; Magnoliopsida; Caryophyllales; Amaranthaceae. Gene Ontology annotation, molecular function: ATP hydrolysis activity; P-type calcium transporter activity; ATP binding. Gene Ontology annotation, cellular component: plasma membrane; intracellular membrane-bounded organelle. The transcript is spliced from 2 exons.